Molecule: messenger RNA, 2144 nt
Organism: Vitis riparia (riverbank grape)
Lineage: Eukaryota; Viridiplantae; Streptophyta; Magnoliopsida; Vitales; Vitaceae
Product: transcription factor TCP4-like
Exons: 2
Coding region: 791-1831 (346 amino acids)
Biological process (GO): regulation of secondary shoot formation
Cellular component (GO): nucleus
Molecular function (GO): sequence-specific DNA binding; DNA-binding transcription factor activity
Source: RefSeq, a predicted model, not a curated record
AAUCGAGUUAUACGUCACUUUCGUUUGAGGAAUCCAUCUCUCCAAUCCUUCAAACAUCGCCUUCAUGCCUCCUACGUUCCCACUUCUCACCACCCAAUCUCCAACCCACGCGCACAACUCCCAUCAACUGCCCAUUACUCUGGUAAGCUGCUUGAAGUGAGGGAUUAUGCUAGAGAUUUGUCUGCAAAUAACUGAGUUAAGCAGAAAGUGAAAGGACUCUGUGAGAAAAAAGUGAGUGUUUUGAGUAGUAGUAGUAAGAGUACUGGGUGUCAGUUCCUGUUUUGGUACGUACAAGUGCACCGAUGCAACUGCAGAAUGCAGUGCUUCAUCUCCACAUUGACCAUCCUCAUUUACGGACUCUGUUACUCCACAGAAAGAGUACUCUUUCUAACCCCACCAGCUCCCUUUUACUCUUUCACCUCCGCCCCACCUCCACGGCCACCACCUCUAUCGCAGGCGCAGUCACAUUCCUUAGAUGCCUUCUCUGAAGUUGUGGGUUCAUGGUUUCUCAUUGUAGCACGCCUUAUUUUACUGUCUUUCUCUACUCUGAUACUUAGUAUCAGGUUUCAAAGUUGUGGAGGCGACCCCCACAAACAUUCAAAAAGCUGGAAAAGGGUACGAAGGAGAGUCCGAGUCUAGAUCUCUCAAGGACUCAUCAUAAGCUACAUAGAGAUUCUCUACGGAUUCUGCAACAGAAAGGAUCAAAGGAAGAAGAUGAUGAAAAGAGCCAACACAGAAAGGAUUGCUUCGCCAUUGUCAGUAUCUUCAACAGUCGCGAUAAGUCUCUAGGAUGUUACAUGAGAAAACAAAAGAUAUAUGGAAAAGCAAACGCUCUUACUUGAUGUCUUCUUCUGCAUCAUUAGUAUCUGAGCAACUGAUGAUCGAAGGCACAAGAAUCAGUUUGGAGCACGCAUCAUCGGAGCUGAGGCUGAAGAAGGGAGCAGAAAGAGUGCAAGUCCGACGAGGUCACAUUGCGCGUUCCAUCGGAAAGAAAGAUCGUCACAGCAAGGACCGACUCGGCUACGACAGACCCAGUAAGGCGGUUGAUUGGCUCAUGGAGAAGGCGAAAACGGCCAUUGAUGCUCUUGCAGAGUUGCCUACACAAUGUCCUUUAUCUACUUCUGUUGUUGCAUCAGCCCAACAGAGAGAGCAGAAUCUAAAUCAUCUACAGCAUCCCCACUUAUGCGUUGAGCAGUUGGAAACUAUCUUGGAUUUGAAUCAGCAGCAUUUGAAUGAGAAUCCCAUUUACAGUUCAGGAUUGUUUCACAUUCCUGUUUCCACAGCAUUUUCUGCAGUUCAUUUCCAGAACAGCCCAGCUUAUCCGAAUUUAGGAGCAAUAAGCCACACUCAAUAUCCUUACCUGUCUAUUCAGAGCUUCCAAGACCCAACACUUGGACGUCAUCAUUCUACAACUAUUUCUUCAGCGGAUCAAGCCAUCUACUCUGCCUCGUCUCCACUAGUUUUUGAUGCCGCAUCUAACCACUGGCCUCAUAGUGAUCCACCUGAGAUGAGUCAGCCCCAGAAAAUGAUUGAUUGGAAUUCUGACACAGGCAAUGGAAUUCAAGGGCUUGUCUUUGAUUCGUUGCCACUUCCACUACAAGAACCAGCUCUUAGCCAAAACCAGUUGUUUUCUGAGAGGGAACCCCUUCAGUCCACUGAUUCAGCUUUAAUUUCCGAUUGGAUGAAUCCACCUAUUUCCACCGCCAAUGUUCAACACAUCACAAAGGAAGCCAAUCAAUCAUCUGGCUUUGCAUUGGCCUCAAACGGAAUUUCGAGGAUUGGCAUUUCUGCACAUAUUCAAGGUGAAGAUAUGGAGCAGAGCACGGUGUGAAACAGCCAGUCCUCUGCUACUCACUGCUGAGAUUACCAAAAUCAAAAUCCUAAUUCCACUUAGCGCCCAACCACACUUCCACUUUAACACUUCUUAUAAAAUCUCCUUUUUCAUUCGGCGAUACAAAAUUGAGCUAUUAUGUGAGUUCAAAUAAGUGACUCCGGUUACUUGGUUUAAUGUGUUCGAAAGUAGGUUUUCCCUUUUGAGUUCAUGCUGUUUUCUCUUAGUUGGAUUGCUUCCCGUUUCCACUACUACAAUUUAAUGCUAUAAACCGCAUUGUCCCUUUUGCAGUCAUCAAUUUCUCAUUUCUAUA